Molecule: messenger RNA, 1524 nt
Organism: Candidula unifasciata
Lineage: Eukaryota; Metazoa; Mollusca; Gastropoda; Stylommatophora; Geomitridae
Source: the annotation of a GenBank genome assembly
AUGGCAUAUAAAUUUAUUCUGGGUCGUCACAUAAAAUCAAUUCUUAAUGAUGUUGAAGACCAACAAAAGAAGGACAUCAAAGAUUUUGCUGGGGGACACCUCAACGAAUCUUGGGCCAGUGCUUAUAAAGAAACAGUUGACUUAACUAAGCCAAUGAAACCUCAACAUCAAGGUCAGGUCUCAAGAAAAGAGCGGUCAGCAAAGGAUGUAUUAUAUGACUUUGCACUUGGUCCAUCAGGAGUCAUACCCAGUAGUCAGGGCAAUGCAGGCAAAAUGCCAGAGAUUCGUUACAAGUUUAUGAAAGACUCAGAGACAGAUGAAAAAAAAACUCCUAGACAGAAGAGUGCUGGGUCACUUUAUUCUGAGCUUGACGAUGGAGUUCUUGUGGAAGAGAUACCGCUUCAUGAACUGACAAAACUGGAUCAUCAUGUGCAUCAGAAAACUUCUCUGAAUCACGCUGGCCAUAACUGGUCAUCUUAUGAGAGAAAGAUCAUGAUUUCAUCACCAGCUUCCUUUUCAGCUAGAAGAACACAGCUAGAAUUACCUGCCCUGCAUAGACAUUCAGUUUCAUCAACAAAUUCUCACAACAUCAUAAGAACAACAGAUCACAACAGAAGCAUGAAACCAGGUGAUGCCAAAGUUUUGCAGAAAAUUGUUGCUCAUGAAAACCUGAAAGCUCUGUCAGGGGAGAGAAAUGCAACACAUUUUAGGCAGACUCUUCAGCAAGAGUUUGAAUCAACGAACCUGAACAAUGCUGACACUCUCCCCCAAGACCUGGAGGUAGCAAGCAGUGUCUUGGAUGACAUUAUACGAGAGUCCCCAACUUUCAGUUAUAUCCUGCAUUGUGUUAAGACUGAGUAUGACAACUACAUCAUCAAACUUCUGAAGAAUCGACAGCCUCAUCCAGAUCAUCUUCGCAGUCAGAUUGACCAGCUGAUUUCUGGAGGCACCUCAGACCCCCAGAAGAUGGCUGCAGCCAGGCAAAGACUACAGUCACUUGAAGCAGACGCCAAACAUGCAUUACAUUUGAAUCAAAGAUUAAAAGAGCAAGUGAAAUCAGAACUGGACAUCUUAAACAAGAGUCAGGAAAUGCCAGCAGUCAAAAAACCUGCAGUAGAUGGUAGUCAAGAAAAACAACAACCUGUUGAACUGUCCACUGCAUUAGAGCAUAUGAAGGCCUUGAUAUUAGAAAAGAUGGAUGAGCUGAAUGACCUCCGACAUCAAAUCAGAACAGAGUAUGUUUCUGUGACUGUGUGCACACAUCUGCAGCAAUGCAUCAAAGAGACUGAGGUUGAAGUUCAGAAACUCCUGAAACAGAAUGAAUAUUUUGAGCGAAGCAUUGCAGAGAUGGAGUCUGAAUUAGAGGAAGCAAUAGUACAAGCUGACACAAGUGAAAAAGAUGCAAGGAGAAUAUGGCGAAAAGUCAAUUCCACAAGAGGAGUUCCUGGGGUACAGAAGAGCAAAGAGACAGAAAAUGAUGAAGACAGUGAUGACGAGAGUAAAUGGAACUGGUAUAUUUCAUAA